AUGAGACAGGACGAUGUGCCAUGUUGCGAACCCAUGUUUUGGGUGUACUUGACCACAUGUUUGGGCCUUGUGUCGUUUGCAGGUCUCACAUCAGGCCUUGCUCUAGGACUCCUGUCCUUUACCCAGGUUGAUCUAGAGGUCCUCAUCAAGGCUGGCCAGCCCCAAGACCGGGACAAUGCAGCAAAGAUUCUGCCUAUUGUUAAGAAGGAGCAUUUACUCUUGUGUACACUCCUCAUAAGUAAAACACUGGCAAUGGAAGCACUGCCUAUUUUCCUGGAUAGGAUUCUUCCAUCUUGGGGUGCCAUUCUUAUGUCAGUCAUCCUUGUUCUAGCUUUUGGCGAGAUCCUCCCUCAAGCUGCGUGCGCACGGUAUGGACUAAGUUUUGGUGCAAAACUGUCCAUCCUCGUAAGGUUUCUUCUGUUGGUACUCUUUCCCAUAGCACAUCCAAUUAGUAAGUUGUUGGAUUGGCUCCUUGGGAAAGGCCAUUCAGUGCUCUUAAGACGAGCAGAGCUGAAGACACUGGUGGACUUGCAUGGAAAGGAGUCAGGAAGAGGUGGAGAAUUGACACAUGAAGAAAUUGCUAUCAUCUGUGGUGCUUUGGAUUUGACACAAAAGACCGCCAAAGAUGCAAUGACACCCAUAUCCAAAACCUUUUCCCUUGAUGUAAAUUCUAAACUCAACAGGCAGACAAUGGGAUUAAUUAUGAGCAAAGGUCACAGUCGAAUACCUAUCUACUUUGGAAGUCAAACAAAUAUAGUUGGUCUCAUUUUGGUAAAAAAUCUGAUCUUCUGCCACCCUGAAGAUGAAACGCCAAUUAGAAAUUUGACCAUCAGAAGAAUUCCUAGGGUUCAUGAUAAUUGGCCAUUGUAUGAUAUACUGAACCAAUUCCAGAAGGGUCACAGCCACAUGGCCGUAGUUGUGAAAUGUAAGAAGGAUGUCGAGGAAGAUGCAGAAAAUGCCGAAGGCAAUCUGAGCAUGUUGGAGAUCAAAGUUGAUCCAGAUUCAAAUUCGGCAAAAACAAAGAAGGAAGGUCAGGGUUCUCCCCAGUUAAACUGCAAGCAAGGGAAUGAAAAUUUCUCGUUCAAGGAUUCAGAAUUGUUUGCAAGCGGAUUAGACAGCACAGAGGUCACUGGUAUCAUAACAAUGGAGGAUGUACUAGAGGAGCUGCUCCAGGGGCAAAUAUUGGAUGAAACUGAUGCAUGCACUGAUAUUCAUAACAAAAUUAGAAUGACACUGCUAUCUUCAAGAAGAUCAUCUCCAAUAUCUUCUGCAGGAGCUCCGGUUUCUCCACAUAUCUGGAGGACCCCAGAGCAAUCACCAGUACUUCAUUCAUAUAGUCCUGUAGUACUUCGUUCACCCAUUUCUCCAUAUAUUCUGCCACCACUUAUACGACCAACUCUAUUAGCUUCACCAGGAAUGUCGGCACCGAAUUCUCCUGCAGUUGGAUCCAUCGGCCCUGUUCGCAACUCUCCAUCUUCCAACCGGGUCUCAAGAAAGUCAUAUGAGAAGCUUCGACAGCCUAAUGGUUCAUAA
Messenger RNA from Malania oleifera, 1533 nucleotides. Its product is annotated as DUF21 domain-containing protein At5g52790. NCBI's taxonomy places the organism in Eukaryota, Viridiplantae, Streptophyta, Magnoliopsida, Santalales, Ximeniaceae. Gene Ontology annotation, cellular component: intracellular membrane-bounded organelle. The record is from RefSeq and is a predicted model, not a curated record. The transcript has 13 exons. The coding region runs from base 1 to 1533 and encodes 510 amino acids. Gene Ontology annotation, biological process: magnesium ion homeostasis.